Molecule: messenger RNA, 2265 nt
Organism: Cavenderia fasciculata
Lineage: Eukaryota; Evosea; Eumycetozoa; Acytosteliales; Cavenderiaceae
Exons: 1
Coding region: 1-2265 (754 amino acids)
Cellular component (GO): cytoplasm; nucleus
Molecular function (GO): mRNA binding
Source: RefSeq, a predicted model, not a curated record
AUGACGGAUGAUCAUAAACAUCCUUCGAUUGAAGAUCUUUCAUUUGAAGAUCUUACUUUUGGAGAUUCAUCCAAUUCAUUGGAUUUAUUAAAUUCCCAUCGAUUAAAUAUAACUGGCCAUUCGUUCCAACCCAAUUCCUCUUCAUUCCAGCCAUCAAAACAUUUACAUUUACACCCAGAUAUUAAAAAGUCAUCUCUUUUGACUGCCAGUUUACAACAACAUCAACAACAACAACACCAUCACAACAACUCAUACAACAAUAAUAAUAUUAUCGUUUCACCACCUACUACCAACAACAUUUCAACUUCAUUGGGUGGAUUUAAUAGUAGUACACCAAAUACACCAAACAAUGGAAUUUUAUACAACAGCAGCCUGUCACUUCUAAGUGCAGCCGUUGCAGGUAGUGCCGGUUCAAUGAUGUCUCCCAUGUCAUCGUCGUUGAAACCACCCAAAGAUAAACGUACCAAGAGUGACAAGUCAGACAGACAUGCUGUCCUUGUCAGCUCCAAGGGUGACAAGAUCAAUGUUGGUUUGUUAUUAAAGCAAUUGGAAGAGUGUGGUCCCGUCAGAGCCCACCACUUUCGUGAGCGUCAAACUUUUGGCUUUGUCCAAUUCCUAGACUCUGAAAGUGCCGACAAUGCCAUUGACAAGCUCAACAAUCAAGAGAUUGAUGGACAAAUUAUCACCAUUGAACGUAUCAAGCGUAUCACCCCGGGCAAGGACCCACGUGUUGCCACUGUAGGAUCGCCCCAAUGCUCUUCAUUGCCAACCCAAUUGCCAUCGAUGAUUGAAAACAAGCCAGACAGUACAUUGGUGCUAAAGAAUCUUCCAUUCAACCUCCGUCAAGUACAACUCCAAGAGAUACUCGAAAAUAUCAACCCAUCGGCACCACAAAGCGUUAACUUUCACUAUGACUCGAUUGGUGUAUUCCGUGGAAUGGCUUUUGUAAAGUAUCGUCUUGUCGACGAUGCCAUCAAGGUAUUUGAUGCACUCAACGGAACAGAUGUAUAUGGACGUAGAGUCCGUCUCGAAUACAAGCGAAAGGUCAGCAAGAGUAGCGAGAUUCCACCAGAAGUUUUAGAGGAUGAAAAGUUGCGCAAAGUUUGGGACCAAUUAAAAGAGUACAAGGAUGACCCCUUGUCAACAAACGAGCUAAACUUUUCAAACUUUUCAGGUGUUCAGAGAAUGUACAUUCACAACAUGGCCGAGAAGCUCAAGCUGACCCACACCUCUGUCGGUGAAGAACCCAACCGUUCGAUCAUUGUCACCAACAAAAAGUCGACUUCAGUUGGUACACCAAGCAAGGACGAGACAGGCAGCUCCUAUCUCUUGUCAUCUUCACCCAUCGGAUUGUCUUCCGUCUUGAGUGGUGGUACUAGUGCCGCCCCCUCACAAAUGUCCAUCACCCCUUCCAACAGUUAUUCCUCUACACCCAGCAUGUUUAUUCAUGCCCCUUCUCAAAGUUCGUCAAUGACCAUCUCUGGAACCAGUAAUAGUUAUAAACAAUCCAAUGCAUUGGAAUCAAACUUGUCUGGUAGUUUUGGUAAUCAUUUCCUUAGAUCUACACCUCCACUUUCAAAUUCUUUUCCAAAUAAUAUCAACCACAACAACAAUAACAACAUCAAGGGAAUGCCAAUUAAUAAUCUCAACAACAAUAUGAAUAACAAUAAUAAUAAUAAUGAUAUGAUGGGAACAUCUUGGGAACAAUCACCAACCAAUCAUACAAUAUUUACUAGUACACGUGGAUUUGGUCCAAUCGUGUCUCGAGACAGAUCUUUUUCAACACCCGACGUCGAUGCAUAUAAUCAACAACAACAACAACAUCAACAGCAACAACAACCACAACUUUCAACCUCUCCUGUCAAUAACCUAUGGAGGGGUAAUUCUUCAUCUUUAAAGGAAAAUCAUAUUAAUAGUUUUAAUAAUCAUCAUAAUUUCAAUAGUAAUCAUCCUCCAUCGUUGCAUGUAGGAUUCAAUCAUCAACAACAACAACAACAACAACAGCCACUCAAUACUAAUUCGACAAUGACAAAUAAUUUUUUAAGUCCUUCACCCAGUUUUAUUACCAGCAAUAGUAUAAAUAUUUCACCUCAACAACAACAAAUUAAUAAUAAUAGCAACAAUAAUAGUGUCAACAAUAAUAGUAAUAAUAAUAAUAUAGUUUCAUCACCCAUUUUAUCCAACAUUCGUCAACCAAAAGGCCCAGAUGGUACAAAGGGUUUCUCAAGCGAUUAUCGUAUUCGAAGAACAAUUGUUCAACCCUAA